GUUCGGGGCGCGGAUCCCGAGAGAGAAAGUCUUAACCGCACGAGGGAGUUCGACUGGAGAGCUGGAAGGCCACGCCUCCUCCCGCCUCCCCCCGCAGCCCUGUAGCUGGGGGAAGAGCUCAGACUGUCUUCUGAAGACUGAUGUCUAUUUCCUUGAGCUCUUUAAUUUUGUUGCCAAUUUGGAUAAGCAUGGCACAAAUCCAGCAGGGAGGUCCAGAUGAAAAAGAAAAGACUACAGCACUGAAAGAUUUAUUAUCUAGGAUAGAUUUGGAUGAACUAAUGAAAAAAGAUGAACCACCUUUUGAUUUUCCAGAUACCCUGGAAGGAUUUGAAUAUGCGUUUAAUGAAAAGGGACAGUUAAGACACAUAAAAACUGGGGAACCGUUUGUUUUCAACUACCGGGAAGACUUGCACAGAUGGAACCAGAAAAGAUAUGAAGCUCUAGGAGAGAUCAUCACGAAGUAUGUAUAUGAACUCCUGGAAAAGGAUUGUAAUUUGAAAAAAAUCUCUAUUCCAGUAGAUGCCACUGAAAGUGAACCAAAGAGUUUUAUCUUUAUGAGUGAGGAUGCUUUGACAAAUCCACAGAAACUGAUGGUUUUAAUUCAUGGUAGCGGUGUUGUCAGGGCAGGGCAGUGGGCUAGAAGGCUUAUUAUAAAUGAAGAUCUGGACAGUGGCACACAGAUACCAUUUAUUAAGAGAGCUAUGGAUGAAGGAUAUGGAGUAAUAGUACUGAAUCCCAAUGAAAACUAUAUUGAGGUUGAAAAGCCGAAGAUACGUGUAAAAUCAUCUUCUGAUAGUUCAUAUGAACCAGCAGAAAAACGGGAAAGAAAAGAUAAAGUCUCUAAAGAAACAAAGAAGCGACGUGAUUUCUAUGAGAAGUACCGUAACCCUCAAAGAGAAAAGGAAAUGAUGCAGUUGUAUAUCAGAGAAAAUGGUUCUCCUGAAGAACAUGCAGUCUAUGUGUGGGACCAUUUCAUAGCUCAAUCUGCAGCUGAGAAUGUAUUUUUUGUUGCUCACAGCUAUGGAGGACUUGCUUUUGUUGAACUGAUGAUUCAACGAGAAGCAGAUGUAAAAAGUAAGGUAACUGCUGUGGCGUUGACAGACUCUGUUCAUAAUGUGUGGCAUCAAGAAGCUGGCAAAACGAUUCGAGAGUGGAUGAGAGAGAACUGUUGUAAUUGGGUCUCAAGCUCAGAACCAUUAGACACAUCAGUGGAAUCCAUGCUGCCUGACUGUCCCCGAGUCUCAGCAGGCACCGACCGUCACGAGCUCACUUCCUGGAAGAGCUUCCCAUCUAUUUUCAAAUUCUUUACCGAAGCUUCUGAGGCCAAGACCAGUUCCCUCAAGCCGGCUGUGACGCGGCGCUCGCACCGAAUCAAGCACGAAGAGCUGUAAGAGGCGAGCGAGCGAGACGGGGGAGGAGACGCCCAGGCCCCACACUCGAGCAUGCAUCCACCCGGCUCCUAACUGCUUGUGGUCGGCGAGCGGACUCCCAGCCCCUCAUUAGAUUGUUUUCUUCCUAGAGCACAGGGUCGUGAUAUAUACAUCUAAAUAGCGUUUUGCAUUAUUUCUAGAUGAGUGCAACUGUCAAAGCAAUAUGGGUUCACUGGUCGUGCUUCCUGCGGGCUGAGCUCGGGCUCCGCGCUGCCCGUCAGCGCGCAGAUGAAGGCUGACAGCGCCCCGCUCCGCGCGGCCGCCGCGUCUCUAAUUGCCCUGACGGAGCCUCGCCGGCGCUGCGGGGCGAGCGGCGUCUGCGCGGUCCUACCGCCCGCUGCAGCGCAGCCGCUGCCCCCCCACCCCCGGCCCCCCUUAAUCAUGUCCAGUUUUUUUCCUCUCCGAACAGAAGUAAACUUUUAUUCAAACUUGUCUUUUUUAAGUAGUUUUUUGCUCUGCGGGCGUCUUAUGCCUCUUUUUUUUUUUUUUAAAGGAAGUUUUCCCCCUCACACCCAGAAAAGCCAAAUUUAAAUUCAGAAUUUGAAUGCCAUGAUAUACUAUGUAGUUUUGGGAGCGCAAAUUGUUCUCUCCCUAACGAUCUAUUUUCAUUUCGAGACCAGACGAAAAACUUUGCAUAAAUCUAUAAAGUACCAAAUCCACAUUAUCGCUGAAAAUCUUUGCCAGUUGAAUAUGAGAUUUUUACACAAGUCUCUAAUUUCGUAAGAGAUUGUUUGAACCAAAACGUGAUGAGCAAGGCCCCCUUUUCAAUGAAAUUUACAACUUUAUCAUUAGAACUGACUUUUUAAAUAUAUAACGUAUAUUGAGUGGAAUAGUAAUUUAGAUAGUGUACUUAAGUUUUGCUUUUUAAAUCUUAAUGUAGAGAAAGUUUGUUGUUAAUCCUAACUAGACUAAGCUAUCUGAGCUUUCAUGGAGGUAGACCCUUUUAGGAAUAGAAUUUUUGUAUUGUCAUCAGGAAAAUGAACCUGUGUACUCUUGAGCCUUUUCCUUCUGAAAGGCUAAGUGGGACUAAAAUGAUUCUUUUAGUUUUCUGCUCCAACAGGAAGGGAAAGACCUGGUGUGAAAGAUUUUCUCCUCUCAAUCCAAUGAUAUAUUUUUUAAUAGUACACUUCCUCUAUAGGGUUUUGCCCUACAGUUGCAACAGUUAAGUAUUUUAAUCCAGCUGAGAUCUGGCCAACACUGUGAAAUAGGAGAGGUAAAAUAAGUUAAGACUUUUACAUUCAAAUAUUAAAUCUUAACAUCGAUUUUUAAUUACUUGAAGAAUUUAAUUACCUAGUGAAGAUUCUGUUUCUAAUAGAUAAGGAUCUGAAUUUAAUAUGCAACCUUUUUAAAAGUGUAUGCAACAAUAUGCCUGCCUUAUUUGAGGCCAUCAUAAAAAUGUACCCAAAAUGACUAAGAACUGUAUGACUCCUCAGAAAAAAUAACUUAAAAUAACCACCUCAUGAAUAAAAUGUUUUUAUAUUAUGAAGCGAUUUCAGCAAAUUUUAAAGCUGAUAGUAUCUCUGGUAUAUAAGUACAUUAAUUAGUUUUUAUAGAUUUAAUGAUGGCAAAUUAAAGUGAUCCUUUUUCAGUAGUCAUAUAUGCAUAUCUUUUUACAUUAUUUUAGCAGAAACAACAUAGGAGGAAAAAUCAAAAUGUCGUGUUAUCCAGCUUCUGGAUAGCGUAAAACGUGUAACCCCACCAAUGUCAAGCCCGUUGGUCUGCAGUCUUUUAUAUUUUAGAAGUAAUGGUGAACUGUAUAAAAAAAUGAUACCUUCCACUGAGAGGAUUUGAGAAUUGAUGUGGAUUGAAUAUAUUUUUCAAAGUAUUAUAAACUGUGUGGUAUUUUCAGUACAUGAAAUGUUCACAGGAAACUAAUUUUGUUGCAUUUUUAAAAAUCAGCACUUGUGCAAUGCUAAAUUUGUGAAGCUUCUGCGGCUGAAUUAGAACAAAGUAAAUAUGCUCAGCUUAUAAAUAAAAUCACUCCUAUUCCUUCUCUUCAAUUUUCUCACCUCUCUUUUUAAAAACCUUUACUUUUAACUAGAGUAAAUCACUGUUUGAUUGCCUUUAAUACUUUAAAACUACUGGGUUGUUGGGCCUUAUUUAACUAUCUAUAGACAGCUAUUUGCAAACUUAAGUUGUGUAAAUGUAAUUUCUACUUGUGGAUCUGAGCUGUAGCCACCCGGAGAGAGCUAGGCAAACCAUCCCAGACCUCCAACUGAUAACUGAUAAGGUUCCUUGUAAUGUAGGAUUUUUUAACCUGUUGAUUACGGGUCUGUUGGUAUAACUGUAAUAAUACUAUUCACCUCAAUUUUCCUGCAGUAACAACAAUCAGUUGGUAGUAAGUAGCCCGCCUGCUUGGAGGUGACAAUUGUUAAUAUUUCUGCUCUGAUCUUCUCCCUGUUUUGGUCUCUUCAGACAGGUUUUUCAAUGAGUAGAGGUUUAAAGUUAGAAUGUGGUUUGUUUUGUUUUAAUUGUAUACUCGGUUCUUAGAGGAAAUGGAAUGGGAAACAAGGAGUUGUUGAUAAAUCUAAGAUUUAAAAUAGUCCUGUUUAAACUUAAAAGCCAGAUACUGGCUUUGGAGCUCUCUAAAGGUACCUAACCAUUAAAAGUUUUUAUGGAUAUUUGAAGGGGGAAGGAAUCCGCUUGUAAUAAUUGUUCUUUUCUCAAGUUUCUGCCUCAUGCUUCAACCUAGAUUGCAUUAUUGUUUAUACCAAAAAAUUUAAAAAAGUAAAGCACAGGAGUUUCCUAUAUAUUAUAUAUUUCUGUUUACCAUUUUAAAAUAAAAACAAUUUUCUCAACAAGCAGCGAUGUCUUAUUCUUGCUCCAAAGUUCAUUUAUUUGUGUAUAGGGUUUAAUAAAAGC
This is a messenger RNA of Rhinolophus ferrumequinum (greater horseshoe bat), 4292 nucleotides long. It is a transcript of the gene ARB2A, whose product is annotated as family with sequence similarity 172 member A. Gene Ontology annotation, cellular component: nucleus. Gene Ontology annotation, molecular function: siRNA binding. The coding region runs from base 141 to 1391 and encodes 416 amino acids. NCBI's taxonomy places the organism in Eukaryota, Metazoa, Chordata, Mammalia, Chiroptera, Rhinolophidae. Gene Ontology annotation, biological process: regulatory ncRNA-mediated heterochromatin formation. The transcript is spliced from 11 exons. The record is from RefSeq and is a predicted model, not a curated record.